Messenger RNA from Emiliania huxleyi CCMP1516, 531 nucleotides. RefSeq lists its product as hypothetical. Bases 1 to 531 code for a protein of 176 amino acids. The record is from RefSeq and is a predicted model, not a curated record. The transcript has a single exon. Lineage: Eukaryota; Haptophyta; Isochrysidales; Noelaerhabdaceae.
AUGAACUCGCGCACCAACUCGCAGAAGAACAUGCUGCUCGAGGCGGGAGAGAGCAUCCUGCGGGUCGGCUCCUUCCACGACCUGUCGAUGUGGGAGCAGCACACGACGGCCGACGGUUCUCCGAUCGUCUCGGCGGCGGAGGAGGAGUCUGAAGACUCGCGGGACCACGACGAUACGCCCGAGAAGCCGAGGAGGAGUCUAAAGCACGCACAGAGCCUUCGCGUCGUCCAGGCUCUCGCGCCCUCGCUUCUCGACGAGAAGGGCACCGCGCUGUCCGCCGGCGGUGUCGCCGCCGCGGCGGCCUGCGGCGCCGCAGCCUGCCACGCGCUGCGGCUGCUCAUCCGUGAGUUGCUAGAGAAGCUCGCCGUGACGCACAGCGAGGCACGCCGCCUCGACGACCGUCCCGGCUCUGCGCUGCUGCGUGCGCGCACGCUUGAGCUGUACAUCCUGUCGCUGCUGCACCACGGCGCGUGGGUGACGAUUGGCGCGCGCAAGCUGCUGCUGGCUGCCAGGAAGGGCCUCCGCGUCUAG